AUGCCAGUCCUCUCUUUCCACACCAACGUCAGUGCUGACAAGGUUACGCCGGAUCUUCUGAAGCAGAUCUCCUCACUUGUAGCCCGCAUUCUACACAAACCCGAAAGUUAUGUUUGUGUGCAUGUGGUGCCAGACCAGCACAUGAUUUUCGCCGGAACUGAUGAACCGUGUGGAGUUGGUGUGCUAAAAUCGAUCGGAGGUGUUGGCGGAAGCAAGAACAACGAACAUGCGAAGGCCUUGUUCGCACUCAUCAAGGAUCACCUCGGAAUUGCUGGAAACAGGAUGUAUAUCGAGUUCGUCGACCUUGGCGCUCAGGAUAUUGCCCACAAUGGCAGAACUUUCGCUUGA
Molecule: messenger RNA, 348 nt
Organism: Cooperia oncophora
Lineage: Eukaryota; Metazoa; Nematoda; Chromadorea; Rhabditida; Trichostrongylidae
Source: the annotation of a GenBank genome assembly